Stegodyphus dumicola is the source of this 948-nucleotide messenger RNA. RefSeq lists its product as uncharacterized. The record is from RefSeq and is a predicted model, not a curated record. NCBI's taxonomy places the organism in Eukaryota, Metazoa, Arthropoda, Arachnida, Araneae, Eresidae.
AUGGCUUCAAAUAACCCAGCUGAAAAGAAGCAGCUACCUAAAGAAUAUGAAAAUGAAAGUAUUGGGUUUGAAUGUGGAGCACAAGUCUUUACACUGUCUAAUCCUAAGAGAAUCCUUAAGGGUGGUAUAGAACUUCUCAAAAGUGGAAGAUUGUGGUUUCAACUCUUCUGGAAUCUAGGUCUACUCAUAAUUCUUAUUAUGAUAGAGUCAAUUUCUCCCUGGGGUACACAUCUUACCAAGGGUGCAAUUAAACGCCUUAAUGCUUUACAGCGUCCACAUCUUUUAAUAAUUAGCAAAGCUUAUCGUACUACUCACACUUCAACGGCUGCUCUUCAGAUUCUAACAGGCCUUCCUCCACUUCCACUCAUGGUACAGCGAGAAGAAACAAUAGCCAAUGUAGUUCGACUUCAAAAGCUCCAAGAAUUAUGGAAUGAUCACUUUCACCCAGACGAUUAUGAACUUCAACAAUCUAACGAUGCUUUUCAUCCAGCUUCAUUCGAUCUUCAACAAAACGUCUUCAUCAAAACAUCAAAUCCCUUGAAUUCUGAUUUUCAAAUUUACAGAGAUGGUUCCCAAAUGUCUUCAAGAACAGGAAGUGGUUUUGCUGCAUAUAAUACAUAUCUUUCUGUCUUUAAUAUUAACAGUAUACAUCCUGCAUUAAGAAAAGCAGUGGAAUAUCGGAGAACAAAUGUUUGUGUAGGAGAUCUGGACAUAUUUACUGAGGGUUCUGGUUAUGACAAUGGAAUUGAAGCAUUAGCAGAUGUUGAUAACACCAAUAUUUUGGUCUCGUAUAUAAAAGAUCUCCUUGUAAAAGUUGAGAAAAUAAAUGAAGUGAAAAUGAACUGGGCGAAAGCUCAAAUUGAUGUUACAGGCAAUGAGAAGGCCGACAUGCUGGCCAAAGAAGCUGCUGUGGAUAAUACCGGGAAUGCUUUAGAUAUUCAAGCAUAA